CGUGCCCAUCAUUCCCGUAUCCAUUUCGGGCGUUAAGAGCGGUGAGGCAAGCGGGGCCCUCUGCAGCAGCUCCGAGAGACGAUUUUACCUCAAGUCCAUAUCAUCCGCGCCUAAUCUUACCUGCACCGAGCCAUCAUAUGCGAGUAGAGAUCUGUGCGUGAACGUGCCCGAUGCGCGCUCCCGUGUUCGGGCCGAUGCCCGUCUGGUGGGCGGUCGCGUCGCUGUGCGUGGCCGCCCUGGGGGCCGAAGCCCGAGCCCUCGAUGCCACACGCACGCUGGGGCAGCAGUGGGCCUUCAUGGCCGGCGCCGACGAGGGUGUCCCUCUGAACUGCGGCUCCGCCGCGGGCUGCGGCGUCGCACCCGAGCCCCGCGGCGGAGACGCGGCGCAGGUGGGGCUGCUGCAGGUGGCCGCGGGCGGCCCGGGCGAGGGGGCGUCUGGCACGUACGUCGUGGGGGUGCUGCUGGGUCUGAUGCUCGUGGCCCUGCUGCCGAUCCUCUACUACCAGGGCCUGUCGCCCUUCCUGGCGGUGGUGUCGUACGUCGGCUGCCUGUGCAUGGUCAAGAUAUGCGUGAAGGAUCUGUUCAUGAACGGCUACGAGUACCCGUACACUGUCACCAUGUUGCACAUGCUGUUCACGUCGAUCUUUGCUUCCAUGAUCGACCCCCCCAGUCUCUCCGAGGGCAGGUCCACGUUCAUGCUGUCCUUGGUGAAGGCGGCGUCCCUGGGUAUGAACAACAUGGCCCUGGUGUUCGGAAGCGCCGCCUUUGUGUCCAUCAUCGGCUCCUGCACGCCUGCGACCACCUACUUCGUCGAGCUCGUGAGACACCGCUCCCCGACCUUCGCUCGGAGCCUCGGGGUGGCCACGGUGUGCGGCGGGACGAUGCUGUGCGUCCACGGCGACCCGACCUUCUCCGCGCUCUCCCUGGUCCUCGCCGUGGGCGCCUGCUUCUCCAGGAGCCUGAAGGCCGUGUGGAGCCACGACCUGCUCUCAGUCAACAUGAGCGCGUACCGCCUGGCCGCGUGGAGCUCCAUCUGGUCCUGCGCCUUCAUGCUGGUCCCAGCCCUGAUCAUGGAGGGUGUGGAGCCGUACCGCAAGUUCACGACGCUGUCGCCCCACGCCAAGAUGGUCCUGGUGGCCUCGUGCCUGAUUGCCACCUGGCUGAACAUCGUCAUGUGCUUCUGCCUCAAGUACCUGGGCCCGGUGCAGCAGAACGUGUUCGGCCAGUUGGAGCUGCUGGCUGUGAUCAUGCUGGCGACCGUGCUCCUGCACGAGGUCGUCACCGUCAUCGAGUGGGUUGGCGUCCUCCUCAUAAUCGCUGGCUGCCUUUUCACCAAGCUUGACGACCAGAUCCACAAACUGAAGAAGAGGUUCUUCGACACGUCGGGGAGCAAAGACGAGACCCAGAAGUUGAUGCCGUAGGGGCGCGGGUGCGAGAAGAAAGAGAUGGAUGGGGUCAGGGACUGAAGGGUCAUUGCCGCGUCGUGCACAGCCAUACAUCGUUGUUGCGGUUCGUCGUCCCUCCUCUCCUCUGCUCCCUGUCUUGCGCGCUCCAUGCCAAUUCGCGACCAUUGUGCUUUUUUUCCCAGGACUGGUUCGCUCACCAUCUUGGGAGCAGGUUGUCCUUGUUUGACCCACUAGCCUGGGAGCAUGUGUGGGGGCGUUGCUGAUGAAAAGCGCACCUGUGCUGGCAUCCCUGGGCUGACAGGACCAGACGUCACAGCUACAUCACAGGGGAACAGGAGAGCCAGGUAGAGGGACGACAGACAGCGGCGCCAGAGAC
Messenger RNA from Prorocentrum cordatum, 1782 nucleotides. The record is from the annotation of a GenBank genome assembly. Lineage: Eukaryota; Dinophyceae; Prorocentrales; Prorocentraceae.